This is a messenger RNA of Equus caballus (horse), 1483 nucleotides long. Its product is annotated as keratin-associated protein 12-2. The record is from RefSeq and is a predicted model, not a curated record. Gene Ontology annotation, cellular component: keratin filament. Lineage: Eukaryota; Metazoa; Chordata; Mammalia; Perissodactyla; Equidae.
CCCGGGCACCGUGCACACUCGCACACACACACACUCACACACACACUCCACCCUCCUCCAGCCCCACCGCCCCACCAUGGCCGCCUCCACCCUGUCUGUCUGCUCCAGCGACCUCAGCUAUGGCAGCCGGGUCUGCCAGCCCGGUGCCUGGGACUCCUGCCCCGACUCCUCCUGGCAGGUGGACGACGACCCAGAGAGCUGCUGCGAGCCCCCCUGCUGCGCCCCCAGCUGCUGCGUCCCAGCCCCCUGCCUGAGCCUUGUCUGUACCCCUGCCAGCUGUGUGUGCAGCCCCUGCGAGUCAGCCUGCACCAGCUCCUGCACGCCCUCGUGCUGUCAGCAGUCUAGCUGCCAGCCCUCCUGCUGCACCUCCUCCCCCUGCCAGCAGGCCUGCUGCGUCCCUGUCUCCUGCACCCCCAUCUGCUGUAACCCCGUGUGCUGUGUGCCCGUCUGCUCUGGGGCCUCCCCCUGCUCAGACUCCUCAUGCUGCCAGCAGUCUAGCUGCCAGCCCUCCUGCUGCACCUCCUCCCCCUGCCAGCAGGCCUGCUGUGUGCCCGUCUCCUGCACACCCGUCUGCUCCAAGGCCACCCCCUGCCCAGCCCCCUCGUGCUGCCAGCCCAGCCCCUGCCCCGCGUCCUGCUGCAGACCCUCCUCCUGCGUGUCCCUGCUCUGCCACCCCACGUGCUCCCGCGCGGCCCGCUGUGGCCCCACCCGAGCCCAGAAGUCCUGCUGCCGCCCCGGGAAGGAGCCUGCAGACACCACCUCCUCCACGCCAACACCAGCCCAGCCCCACAUCACCAUGUGCCACACCAGCUGCUCCUCAGGCUGCCAGGCCGCCUGCUGCUCACCCAGGCCCUGCCAGGAGUCCUGCUGUGUGCCUGUGAGCUGCAGACCUGCUGUGUGCACACCCGUGAGCUGCCAGCCUGCCGUGUGCACACCUGUAAGCUGCCGGCCAGCUGUGUGUACACCCGUGAGCUGCCGGCCAGUUGUGUGCACACCUGUGAGCUGCCAGCCAGCUGUGUGCACACCUGUGAGCUACAAACCAGCUGUGUAUGUGGCCCCCUCCUGCCAGUCCUUCGUGCGUGUGCCUGUGAGCUGCAAGCCCACCGUGCUUGUGUCUUCCCCCUGCCAGUCCUCCGUGUGCUGCCAGCCGUCCUGCCCCACCCUGGUCUGCAGACCCAUCUCCUAUAGCUCCCCUUGCUGCUAUUGACCGCGAGUCCCUUCUCAGCUGCAUCAGUGCAGACGGGUCCACACCUGUAGCCCUCCCACAACGAGUCCUCUGUGGGCCUCCAGCUUCUGCACGUGGCAGAUGGAAAGCGUGCUCACCGACCCCUCUGAACUCCAGGGUGAGAAUGUGGCCGGAUGAUCUGGAUCCCUCCGCGACCUGCCCAUCCCCUUAGGGAAGCCCUGGCUCCCAGGGUCCUUCUCUGUCUCCAGCAGGAAACCAGCCCCCACGUGAGCCAAAUAAAUCGUGCUUCUCAAUGCA